Messenger RNA from Cydia splendana, 2023 nucleotides. RefSeq lists its product as uncharacterized. The transcript has 5 exons. Bases 81 to 1448 code for a protein of 455 amino acids. Gene Ontology annotation, biological process: protein ubiquitination. Gene Ontology annotation, molecular function: zinc ion binding; ubiquitin-protein transferase activity. The record is from RefSeq and is a predicted model, not a curated record. NCBI's taxonomy places the organism in Eukaryota, Metazoa, Arthropoda, Insecta, Lepidoptera, Tortricidae.
AAAAUUACUCAAUAAUCAAAUCAUGUCCGUCAAACGAUUUUCAUAAUUUUCAUAAAAAAAUCCAAAAAAAAAUUUGCAAAAUGCCAAACACAAGACGAAGAAAAUUUUCAGUUCAAAAUGAAGUGGCACGAAAAAACUUAUCCAAGGGAGGUACAAACACAAAUAGCAAUUCAUCUUCAAAUUCAUCACUGAAAUAUAAUAAAACAACAAACAAAGGUCUUCAAAACCGCUCAGUAGCAAUAGAACCGAUGGCGGUCGUGUUAGAAUGUGAUAACUGUUCGACCUCUUCACUAUUAGUAAGAAAAGAGAACAAAGUUGACCCCGUUGACUCAAGUACCAUCAAACUCAAUAGCCUAAGCACUUCUACAUACAACGUAUCAGUAGAAUCAAAGCACCCUACACCACAGUUGACGCCAGCGCCAUCUAAACAGGAGACAACAAAUAGAAGCCGAAGGGAGCCGACACGUCAGCCACGAGCAAGAGUCCGUAGUCCCAAAUAUAGCUUGGUUGUCUUUGAUACACCAAAUACAGAAAUAUAUAACUCAGUUGACUUAAUUCCUACCAAAUCCCAGACUGCCAUAGACUCUGCGUCCUUAGAAUCGUCGCAACCUACACCGGAAUUGUCUCCACACUCAUCUAAACGAGAGACAACGGAUAGAGGUCGUCGGGAGCAACGUCAUCCACAUCGAGCAAAAGUUCGCAGUCCAAACCAUAGCUUAUAUGUCUUUAACACCCCUAGUAUAGAAAUUCACAAACUAGUAGAUAUUGGGACAAGUGUAGACGUUGGUAUAGAUUCAUGUAUGGAGACAGUGGGGACACACGUGAUUGACUGGGCGCAAGAAACACGAGAUUGGGCCCAAGAAAUCCAAGUUUAUACAGUGAACACGGCGGAAAUAGAGAUUUUAGAGUUGGAACAGCAGAGCGAUCAUUCGUUGGAUGAUAUGUGUAGAAUCUGUCACAGUGGGGAUUGUUUAUCUCCGGAGCUUGGGAGGCUGGUGUCAGCCUGUAAUUGCCGGGGCACGGUGGGACGCGUCCACGUGCGGUGUCUAGAGCGAUGGCUGACUGAGUCCGGCAAGUCGCGCUGCGAGCUCUGUGGGACACGGUACCAUACGCGCCGCGUUCACCGCUAUGGAGUGCUUAAAGCGCUCGUCAUGUGGUUCUUGAGCCAGAACGCUAAACAGCUCAUGGUGGACAGUCUCGGCAUAAUGCUGAUGUCCCCGCUCGCAGUGCUGGCCGCGUGGCUGUCCGGCCGCACCCUGGCUGGUCUGAUGACGCAGGAGAGCCAAGUCACGCCCUGGCCGCUGGCGUCCACGUUCGUGCUCGCCUGCAUGACUUUGGUCUGUUAUUACUGCUGGAUCGUUUCGGCUGCGACACGGCAUGCCCUCGGCUGGUGGAUCUGGUAUCGUUCGCAGUACGAAGUCCGCCUAGAGUUGCAAGAUGAAGAAUGAUAUAGGCAUUAUAGGCGUAUCAUUCAUGUGGCGUAUGUAUUUAUAAAAUUUACUUAAUUACUGUGAAAGGACUUAGGUAUUUAAAAUAUAUUGUGGUCUCGGUCUAACCCUAAAGCUAAGAAUAAGAUCUUAUAACUACAGAAUUUACCUUUGUCCUAAAGGUAAAUAUUUAAGGCUUAUUGUGAGUAUCGUUUUGCCCCCUGUACAUCUAUUUCUCGUGCUUGUUUUUUUAAGUCAUUGGAACAUUGAAAAGUUUAACAUGAUUUGAUCAGAUACGGCAUAACUCACAGUAUUGUACCAGUAUGCAAGUACAGUAAACAUGCUCUGCAGUAUCAAAACAUCAAACCAUGUAAAGAAUUUUAAUGUUAUUAUCAUGUUAUUUUUUAACCCUUUACCAGGCUGACAGUUCAAAAUGACAAUCGAAUGUCAGUCUUAUUGAUCGAAAAUAGAACUCAUGUUUGAAGUGCCGUAUGUGGGAAAUAUAUAUCCCUUAGCCUGGUAAAGGGUUAAACACGUACGAGUCCUGUUUAAUAUGUGUAAUCUGCGUGCAACCUAAACUAGCAAUAAACAGUUUG